UGUGGUAUCGUCCACUCCCCGGAAACUGUAGCGACAGCCAAACUCCCGGUGUGAGAGCAGCGAGUGGGACUGAUUCAUCAGGCGGAGAGUAGCUUACUACAAAAAACAAGUUGCAAAGACAUCUUCACAACAACCGAAACACUGGACAAGUUUAAUCGGAAUGGACAAGGCAGCCAGAGGUACACAGCCCAGCUAGUGAAACCAAUCAAAGGCUCAGUGAUGCCUGUGAAAAAGAAACGGAAGUUCCCUGAUGCAGAUGACAAUGAGCCUAAAUGUAAAAUUACCAGUUUCACUCGACCUCAAAUCCGUGGUGCCAGGCCGAUAGCUGACAAGCUGUUCUCGGGUAAGAAGUGUCUGACCUGGUUCCACAAGUACGCUGGCGCUGACAAGGAGGUCGGCCCAGAGGCCAUGGAGAAGUUCUGUGAAGACAUUGGUGUGGAACCAGAGAAUAUUAUCAUGUUAGUUUUAGCCUGGCAUCUAGAAGCAGCAAGUAUGGGGUUCUUCACAAAAGACGAGUGGCUCAGGGGAAUGACGAUAUUACAGUGUGACUGCACAGAGAGGUUACAGAGCAAAUUGGAUUACUUGCGCAAUGAACUCAAUGACUCUGUUAGCUUCAAAAACAUUUAUAGAUAUGCCUUUGAUUUUGCCAGGGAUAAGGACCAAAGGAGUUUGGACAUGGACACAGCUAAAGCAAUGCUGGCCUUGCUGCUAGGUAGAACCUGGCCUCUCUUUCCAGUCUUCCAUCAGUUCCUUGAGCAAUCCAAGUACAAGGGCAUGAACAAGGACCAGUGGUAUAAUGUUCUGGAGUUCAGCAGAACCAUCAACACAGACCUCAGUAACUACGAUGAAGAUGGAGCUUGGCCCGUGCUGCUAGAUGAGUUUGUGGAAUGGCAGAAAGCUUGGCCCACAUCGUAGCGGAGGACAUCACCAAAAAGGAGAAAACGGGAGAGAGAAUGAAUGCCCACUCAUGGGAGGAAGCUUGUAAUCCUUUCAGAAAGCAAAAACUGCUGUUUCAAAUACCGACAGACUUAAACAAUUCACACGCACAAAUAUGGACUACAGAAUCAUCCCUGUAGACUCUGAGUAAAACUUCAACCAAGCAGAGAUUGUCUCUGUGCAUCAUCAUCCAACUGUGGCCAAAAGGCCCUCCUCUAACUGAGUAGACUUUUCAUAGAGUCCAUGUGGAGACGAGAAGAUGUGGGGGAAAGAUCUCCAAAUAAGGAUACAAAGAAAUUAGCUCUUGAAUUUGUGUUUUCUUGAUAAUUAUUUUUUUUCCCAUUUUGUGACUUAUUUGUAGAUGUUUUCACAGAAAUAAAAAGGAUAUUGAAAAUAUGAA
Labrus bergylta (ballan wrasse) is the source of this 1336-nucleotide messenger RNA. RefSeq names its product DCN1, defective in cullin neddylation 1, domain containing 5 (S. cerevisiae) (gene dcun1d5). Gene Ontology annotation, cellular component: ubiquitin ligase complex. Gene Ontology annotation, biological process: protein neddylation. Lineage: Eukaryota; Metazoa; Chordata; Actinopteri; Labriformes; Labridae. Gene Ontology annotation, molecular function: ubiquitin-like protein binding; cullin family protein binding; ubiquitin conjugating enzyme binding. The record is from RefSeq and is a predicted model, not a curated record.